Molecule: messenger RNA, 3977 nt
Organism: Mercenaria mercenaria
Lineage: Eukaryota; Metazoa; Mollusca; Bivalvia; Venerida; Veneridae
Product: thioredoxin-related transmembrane protein 2 homolog
Exons: 8
Coding region: 27-869 (280 amino acids)
Cellular component (GO): cytoplasm
Molecular function (GO): oxidoreductase activity, acting on a sulfur group of donors, disulfide as acceptor
Source: RefSeq, a predicted model, not a curated record
CAAGCGCCCGCUGACACAGAUUCAAAAUGGACGCGAUAGGAAGACUUUUGCGACCUCCAAAUUUAAAAUCUGUUACAGACGGAGUAAAAUCAGUAUUUAUACCGCAUUUUAUUGCAAAUAUUUUACUUUCAACAUCAUUUUUCAUUUUGAAAACGCUUCCACCGAUAUGUGAGUUCUUAUUUGAGGAUUGCUCUCUUGAACUCAAACAAUGGGAGUGGCUGACUUUCCUUGGCUGUGUUAUUGUUCUCAAGAAUAGAAAACAAGUGACAGUAACAGACUACUUGUCAGUGGCUUGCAUGUUUGCCAAAGUGUUGAAUCUAGUCUUAUUUUACCAAAUCAGCGUGCCAUAUGCAUUUGUUUAUGGUAUAUUCUGUCUAUUACAUUUUGUGUUCCUGCCAUUGCCAGUGUACAAAGGUCCAGAAUUUGUUACUUACUUCAGAGGACCUCAUUUAAAGAAUGAGAUAGCUCGAGACAAGCGUGUUACAUGGGUGAUAUGUUUUUACGCAGCAUGGUCACCGCCAUGUGUUAAUUUAGCUCCAGUAUUUGCUGAGAUCUCGAAUGAGUAUCAUUUAGACAAUUUACAGUUUGGAAAGCUGGAUGUUAGUAAGUUUGCAGAUGAGGCAGAAGAGUACAAGGUGAAUACAUCAUCAUUUUCCAAGCAAUUACCAACACUUAUACUAUUCCAAGAUGGCAAGGAAAAAAUGAGAAGACCAGCCAUGAGUGCAAAAGGAACUGUUGUCAAAUAUGUAUUUACCGAGAAAAACAUAAUCAAUGACUUUGAGCUGAACGAAGUGUAUAAUCAGUGCAAGAAGAUGCUACCCAAGGCAAAAAAGGACAAAGAUGUCCAACAGGAGAAGAAAGAAAAUUAAGAACUUGAAUAUUUCAUAAAGUUGUGUCAUAUGUUUCACCUCUGUUCUUUCAUAUGCAAUAUUUUAGUCAGGAAUUGGGUUUUGGAAUUUGAUGUGGAGACAAUUUUUGGUGCAGUUUAUUAUCUGGCAAAACCUGGUUGUUUGUUGUUUAUUUGUUUACAUGUUUAAGGCUGGAUAAAAAAAAAAUCAUAGACUUUUCUUUCAUGAUUCCAGAACACAGGUAGCAUUUUAGCAUUUAUUACAUUCAAGAGUAUGGGGAUUUCAGCAUUUAAAAGAUUUGAUCCAUGUUUUGAAAAACAAAUUGAACAUUCAUGCAAGCUGAAUAUCUCUGCACAGUUUGCUAUUCAGUCAGUAAAUUUUCAGUGAACACCCCUUUGAAUAAUAAGUGGUACUGCCAAUAUUGAAUGAUGGACCUGACCAUUUAAGAAAUAUAGCAGGGAAAGGGUUAAAGACUGAAGAGGCUAACAAAAGAGAAAAAAAGUCAUUGUGAGACAAUUAAAUUAAUGUUUCCAUCUGUCAAAAAUGAAAAGGUGAUGUCAGACAAUACAGCACUUAUACAUACAGAAAAGGUGACAACUUUAUUUGUAUUGCCUUUCUACUUGUAAGGGUAUGGUGAAGUGUUUAUGCCUUCAGGUACUUUAAUGACAGGGAAAGUAAUUGGUCAAACAUCAGAUUGUAUUAUAUAAGGACAUUGUGAUACAUCAAUUGUUUUAUGUCAUAAUACAUUAGUUGAUUUUUGUUACAUUCUUUAGAUGUCAAAUACAAAUGUACCAUACACUGUUGCAUAAAAUUUCAAGUCUUACAGGGUGUCAAUUGUAAGACAUAUGAAUUUGUUUUAAAUUGUUUUUUUCCACAUUAUACAAUGUAAUACACAUUUAUAGUUGGUCCACUCUUUUCUUUUAUUUUCUGUUUUGUAUUAAAAGGCAUAAUAUUUUGAUCUUUGAAUAAUUGCAUUGUUAGUAUGAGGCCCAUACAGAAAUCUUAAUUCAGAUAUGAAGUGUUAGCAAAAUUGAUUGGUGCUAUUGAUGAAUGGAUCAAAUAAAGUAGACAUCACCAAAUUUGAGCAGUAUAGGUACUGAAAGUUUAACCUGCUAAAUUUAUAUAAUUAACUUGACCAUCUCCCAAUUUGGACAGUACCAUUAACUGUAAAAAGGGAUGUUUACCAAAAAAAAAAAAAAGAUAUCGACUGAAUGGCAAACAGUGCAGAUCUUGAUCAGACUGCAUGGAUAUGCAGGCUGAUCAAGAUCUGCUCUGGUCGCAAAGAGAGAAUCAGUUGUGUCCAGCAUGAUAAAGGGUUAAUUAUUUGAAAUAAAGCAUAUGCUACUGUGUUCACUUAAAAGUUCCAUAAGACUUUAAAUUUUAUGUUAGAAACAAAUGAAACAGCUGUCCAAAUAGAUGAUAUGCACAAUUACAUGGUCAGGAAAAUGCUACUUUUAAAGUCUGUACAUGAACGUUUACAGUUUGAGCCAUAAAGGGAGGUAAUCAAAAACAGUAAAUGCAAAAUACACUUUCUGCAAUAUUCAUCAAAUUUCAAACCUUUAACAAAUUUAAGAGAAAGAAAGUUAUAAGAAUUAGGAUUUAACAACGUAAUUUUUAAAUUUAUAGUUUCUGUAUUCAUGACGUAAAAUGUGGCAGCCACAUUUCAGAUAAAGGCAUUGUGAGCAUUUAACAAAUUAUAGAAAACUUUACUGUUAGUGCAUAAGUAAUUCUGUCUUAUUAUCAAAACUUUCAUUUUUAUGCUCCCGAAGGGAGGCAUAUAGUUUUUGAACCGUCUGUCGGUCUGUCCGCUAUUUUCGUGUCCGGUCCAUAUCUUUGUCAUCCAUGGAUGGAUUUUCAAAUAACUUGGCAUGAAUGUGUACCACAGUAAGACGACAUGUCGCGUGCAAGACCCAGGUCCGUAGCUCAAAGGUCAAGGUCACACUUAGACAUUAAAGGUCAUUUUUCAUGAUAGUGCAUUGAUGGGCAUGUCCGGUCCAUAUCUUUGUCAUCCAUGGAUAGAUUUUCAAGUAACUACGCAUAAAUGUGUGGCACAGUAAGACGACGUGUCGCGCGCAAGACCCAGGUCUGUAGCUCAAAGGUCAAGGUCACACUUAGACGUUAAAGGUCAUAUUUCAUGAUAGUGCAUUGAUGGGUGUGUCCGGUCCAUAUCUUUGUCAUUCAUGCAUGGAUUUUAAAAUUAUUGGGCAUGAAUGUGUACCACAGUAAGACGACAUGUCGCGCACAAGACCCAGGUCUGUAGCUCAAAGGUGAAGGUCACACUUAGACGUUAAAGGUCAUAUUUCAUGAUAGUGCAUUGAUGGGCGUGUCCGGUCCAUAUCUUUGUCAUUCAUGCAUGGAUUUUAAAGUUAUUGGGCAUGAAUGUGUGGCACAGUAAGACAACGUGUCGCGCACAAGACCCAGGUCCGUAGGUCAAAGGUCCUAAACUCUAACCUCGGCCAUAACUAUUCAUUCAAAGUGCCAUCGGGGGGCAUGUGUCAUCCUAUGGAGACAGCUAUUGUUUGUUUUGAUGAUACAAUGUACUUUGUAUGCCCUCCUUUGAAAAAAGAGGAGGUAUAUGUUAUUAUUGUUUUGUUCAUUUUCGGUUGGUCUGUAUAUGUUUUGGAUUCUGAUAAAAAAAAACUCAAAAUUGCUUUGGCCUACAGUGGUAAAUCUGCAUAGGAUUAUCGCAUGUGGUCUGCAGAUUACCUUUGAUGUUUUUGGCAUCAGUUGGUCAACAGUCAAUCACUUUGAGACAUAAAUUAGUUUCCACUCGAUAACUGGAGAUUGCCCUACAGUAGUCAAGAUUUCAUAGGAUGAUUGAAUGUAGUCAGUAGAUUACCCCUAUUGUGUAUGGUCAAUAAAUCAGUGGUCAAAGUCACAAUAACCUGGAGACUAAAACAUUUUCUGGUUUACAGAUGGAGAAUGAUUGGGACUGUCAAACUUCAUGUGAUGAUUGCCUGUGGCUACUAAAUGACAUUUUUCUUUUUAGGAUCAGAUGGUAAAAGAUCACAGUGACAUUUAGAUUAAAAGAAAAAUCUAUCAAUAACUGGAGAACGCUUCGGCCUACACCCCAUCAUCUUUGAAGCAGGAUGUCUAUGGUCAUCAAAUGACCCUGUUUUUGGAAAUUAA